Molecule: messenger RNA, 234 nt
Organism: Penicillium daleae
Lineage: Eukaryota; Fungi; Ascomycota; Eurotiomycetes; Eurotiales; Aspergillaceae
Exons: 2
Coding region: 1-234 (77 amino acids)
Source: RefSeq, a predicted model, not a curated record
AUGGACUCUGGCUUUGGUCGUGACACAUUUUGCAAUGUGAUCGCCGAUCCAUGUGCAUCGGAGUGCAUAAGCGAUGUUCGAUUAAUACAGCAGACCAUGGAAUCCAUCAAUGUCGCUGCGACCAGCCAUCCAGAGCUUGGGACUCCAGAUGAGAUAUACUUUGUGACGGAGUUUAUAGCCCAGUUGAAUCGUUUAGGAAUGGCUGCAAUCAAGCGUCACGCCACCAUUUCCUAG